GCUUCGGAUAUCCUUCAAGAGAGAUUCAGUGUUUCACUCCGUUUUAAAGUCACUGUUUCUCAAUUGUGUUAUUGUUUGCAAAAAUUUUAAGAAGUCUAAGGAGCGUGAAGACCUUUAUUUAUUUUUUAUUUUUUGCUUUUUUUACUUUAAAGGAUUGAAGUUUGCAGGUCAAACUGUGCGCCCUUACAGACUGUCUCUGCAGUCUUUGGGCACAUAACACUUGGAUUAAAAAAAAAAAAAAAAGAAGGACUUCCUCCUUUUUUUUCUAGUGCGAGCAGCUAGUCGUUAAUUGUCUCGCAUGAAUCUCCUCGACCCUUACCUGAAGAUGACAGAAGAACAGGAGAAAUGUCACUCUGACGCUCCGAGCCCCAGCAUGUCUGAGGAUUCAGCGGGCUCGCCGUGCCCGUCCGUGUCCGGCUCGGACACCGAGAACACCCGACCUUCCGACAACCACCUCCUCAUGGGUCCGGACUACAAGAAGGAGGGCGAGGAAGAGAAGUUCCCGGUGUGCAUCAGAGACGCAGUGUCCCAGGUGCUGAAGGGCUACGACUGGACGCUAGUGCCCAUGCCGGUGCGCGUCAACGGCUCCAGCAAGAGCAAACCACACGUCAAGAGACCCAUGAACGCAUUCAUGGUGUGGGCUCAGGCGGCGCGGAGAAAGCUGGCCGAUCAGUACCCGCACUUGCACAACGCAGAACUCAGCAAAACCCUGGGAAAACUCUGGAGGCUGCUCAAUGAGGUAGAGAAGCGCCCGUUCGUUGAAGAAGCCGAACGCCUGAGAGUACAGCACAAGAAGGAUCACCCUGACUACAAAUAUCAACCGAGGCGGAGGAAAUCUGUCAAGAACGGCCAAAACGAAUCCGAGGAUGGCGAGCAGACCCACAUCUCUCCAAAUGCAAUCUUCAAGGCACUGCAGCAGGCAGACUCUCCGGCGUCCAGCAUGGGUGAGGUUCACUCCCCGGGAGAACAUUCAGGUCAGUCACAGGGGCCACCAACACCUCCAACUACCCCAAAGACUGAUCUCCCCUCCAGCAAAGCUGACCUGAAGCGUGAGGGCCGCCCCAUUCAGGAGGGCAGCAGUCGGCAGCUCAACAUUGACUUUGGAGCUGUGGACAUUGGCGAGCUUAGCAGCGAUGUCAUUUCCAACAUUGGCAGCUUUGAUGUUGAUGAGUUCGACCAAUACCUGCCACCUCACAGCCAUGCUGGGGUUGCUGGUGCAGCGCAAGCUGGCUACACAGGUAGCUAUGGUAUCAGUAGCUCCUCAGUCGGUCAGGGAGCCAGUGUCGGAGCCCAUGCCUGGAUGUCCAAGCAGCAGCAGCAUACUUUGACCACCCUGGGUGGAGCAGGAGAGCAAGGGCAACAGGGUCAGCAGAGAACCACCCAGAUCAAGACAGAGCAGCUUAGCCCGAGCCACUACAGCGACCAACAGGGAUCCCCGCAGCACAUCACCUAUGGCUCAUUCAACCUACAGCACUACAGUCCCUCCUCGUACCCCUCCAUCACAAGAGCACAGUAUGACUAUUCAGAGCACCAAAGCAGUGCCAACUCUUACUAUAGCCAUGCAACUGGCCAAGGCUCCAGCCUGUACUCCACCUUCAGCUACAUGAGCCCCAGCCAGAGGCCGAUGUACACCCCAAUAGCCGACAGCGCUGGGGUGCCCUCUGUGCCGCAGACCCACAGUCCACAGCACUGGGAGCAGCAGCCGAUUUACACACAACUGUCCAGGCCCUAAGGAGCCGCAACACAUCCACCCAUGACUUCUCUCCCCCAACCCCAAUGGCCUUAAUUUCAUUGUCCUUGCCACAAUACCAAUAGAAAAACACAAUAUGGACUUUUUUAUAGUUCUGAAAAUUCAUCUUUAAAUUGGCUCACAGCAGUGCCUUUUGUAUUGGUUGGAAUUGUGAUUAUAUUUUUUUAGAUAUAAUGUUUAAAAAGUUAAAUCCUCUGUGAGGACAUACUGGUUAUGAAUAUAAUAGUAUGUACUGUGUAUGUGUUCUGCUCUUGUUAUUCUCAGCAUAAUCAGUGUCAUGAUCAUCAUUGCUUGCUUAAAUGAACAGGGAUGCCGGGUUAAAACACCCUCAGUGGCCUUUUUAUUCUCUCUAAUGUAUUUUUUUACUGGAAGUUUACUGACACUGCCAUCUCACCGUAGCCUUCAUUAUGCUUCGAAAUGUUCUACUGUACAUAUGCUAACUUCAGUGAGAUCCAGGUGUUAAUCAAUGCAGGUUUGGAAUUGAUUAGAAUUGUUGGCCUUGAUACAACCGUGUCAUCAGCGAAGAGUCUAAUGUUCUACUUAAACUUAUUGUAUUUGAAACGCUAAAAGCAGGGGCCAUGUAACUCUUUUGGGGACCUUACUAUGUUGCUAGAUGUGAAAGUGAUGCUUGCUUCUUGUCUGAGUACUGCCUUCAAUACCAUUAGUGCCUCUGAAGCCACACAAGGGAGGCUUCGCGGUCCAAAUAGACAACGGCACAGGUCAAAUCCCCUGCUUGUUGAGAUUCAGGAAGUGACCUUUGACCUGGCGCUUGCCAGCGUAAAUCAGGUCUGAGCAUGGUGUGCUUCUACCACAUAAUUUUCCCCUUCUUUUUUUUCUUAAUUUAUUCUUUAGCAUUAAUUUUAUUGGAGAAUUAUCUUUUAAACUCAGCAGCAGCUAACAGAGGUGAAUUUAGUUUGCUGUCAUAUGUGGUACAAAAUGCUUAUUUAUCAUUUUGUUAAUGUUUUCAUAUAAUUCUUGAUCUACUUGUGUACAGAAUGCUCAAAAAAUCACAUGAUGGGUCCUUCUCUGUAAGCAAAACUGAAUGUUUUCUUCUUACUUCUUUUCUAACAUAAUGACUGGAUGAGAAAAGCAGCUGUAAAGAAUUUUGCUGGAUUCAACAAAAUACUUUUAGUUUGUUGGUUUUUUUUUCUAAAAAAGAAAGUUUUGUUCUUGUUUUAUAUUCUGUAUAAUUAGUUCUCAUUUCUGUCAUCUUCUUAAUGCAGUUUCCCUAGGUAAACAUGGCAUUGUCUUAAAAGCUUAUCUUUUGUAUUAUUAUUAUUAUUUUUGUUUGCAAUAAAAGCAAUUGUCAGAAAAAACA
Girardinichthys multiradiatus is the source of this 3068-nucleotide messenger RNA. Its product is annotated as transcription factor Sox-9-like. The coding region runs from base 299 to 1732 and encodes 477 amino acids. The record is from RefSeq and is a predicted model, not a curated record. Lineage: Eukaryota; Metazoa; Chordata; Actinopteri; Cyprinodontiformes; Goodeidae. Gene Ontology annotation, cellular component: nucleus. Gene Ontology annotation, molecular function: DNA-binding transcription factor activity, RNA polymerase II-specific; RNA polymerase II cis-regulatory region sequence-specific DNA binding. The transcript has 3 exons. Gene Ontology annotation, biological process: negative regulation of transcription by RNA polymerase II; positive regulation of chondrocyte differentiation; heart development.